Perca fluviatilis (European perch) is the source of this 4967-nucleotide messenger RNA. It is a transcript of the gene rorca, whose product is annotated as RAR-related orphan receptor C a. The record is from RefSeq and is a predicted model, not a curated record. The transcript is spliced from 10 exons. Gene Ontology annotation, molecular function: RNA polymerase II cis-regulatory region sequence-specific DNA binding; zinc ion binding; nuclear receptor activity. NCBI's taxonomy places the organism in Eukaryota, Metazoa, Chordata, Actinopteri, Perciformes, Percidae. Bases 347 to 1771 code for a protein of 474 amino acids. Gene Ontology annotation, biological process: regulation of transcription by RNA polymerase II. Gene Ontology annotation, cellular component: nucleus.
CGCGCCGAAACUAGGUGAGCGAGCCGCAGAGUCAGAGCGGGACAGAGCUGUGAGAAGACACCGAGCUGUAGCUGCUUUAUUACCGCAUAGGUGUUUUAGCAAAACGGUCAACCUAAGACUGGCGCAGCUGACAGAAAGUAGAAAACUAAACACACCGUUGCUUCUGUUUAUUUUAAGGUUGACGCAUGCGAAGAAAAGGUAGAAAAUCCAUGAGUAUUUUCUGUUGUGACAAUUCUCAGCUGCUCCGCUUUGGAGCAAAUAAGUGCGCGUCGCUCUCAGUGUUUCUUGGCUUCAUUUCCACCUGGAGUUGUAUGACUUGAAGAGUUGGCUAGACUUCACCGCCGACAUGAGAGCUCAAAUAGAGGUGAUUCCAUGUAAAAUCUGUGGGGACAAAUCAUCAGGGAUUCACUAUGGUGUCAUCACCUGUGAAGGCUGCAAGGGUUUCUUCCGACGCAGCCAGCAGAACAAUGCUAUGUAUUCCUGCUCACGACAGAGGAACUGUUUAAUUGACCGGACCAACCGUAACCGUUGUCAGCACUGCAGGCUGCAGAAGUGUCUCGCGCUGGGCAUGAGCCGUGAUGCGGUCAAGUUUGGUCGAAUGUCCAAAAAGCAGCGCGACAGCCUGUAUGCAGAGGUCCAGAAGCACCAGCAGUCCCAGGAGUCUGCGGGGCUCAGUGUCCGUGAGGAGAAUAGCAACAUGGCUGACCACUGCCGCACUUACAGAAGAGGCUCCAGCACCACGCUCAGCGACCUGGACGACAUCACCAUGCUGCCAGAAGGCCUGCUUUUAGAUCUGCCGCUGACCCCAGAGGAUGGAUGUAGUGAGUACUGUAACCUGGACAUGAUGGGUGGCAGCGCAGGCAGCAGCUCGUCCUCUCAGAGUUCACCAGAACAGACCAACUACGACUUCGUAGACGCCCACCACAGCAUCAAGCAUGAGUACCAGCUGUUGCACGACUCUGGACUCUUCUCACAUGCUAUCCUCAACCCGCUGCCUGAGGGCUGCUCCCUGCUUGAGAUAGAGUGUAUAACUCAGAGUGUGCUGAAGUCCCAUAUAGAGACGAGCCAGUACAGCACAGAGGAGCUAAAGAGAAUGGCGUGGACCUUGUAUAGCCCGGAGGAGAUAAGCUCAUACCAGACCAAGACAGCUGAGGCGAUGUGGCAACAAUGUGCCGUUCACAUCACCAAUGCAAUCCAGUAUGUAGUAGAGUUUGCCAAGCCCAUCGCUGGCUUCAUGGACCUCUGCCAGAAUGAUCAGAUUAUCCUCCUCAAAGCAGGCUGCAUGAAUGUUCUUCUGAUCCGUAUGUGUCGGGCCUAUAACCCCAUCAAUAAUACAUUGCUCUUUGAUGGAAAGUUUGCCACUGCUGAUCUUUUUAAAGCCCUUGGCUGUGACGAUCUUGUGAAUGCAGUGUUUGACUUAGCUAAAAGCCUGAGCCGUAUACAGAUGUCCGAGGAAGAGAUGGCUCUCUUCAGUGCUGUUGUGCUGCUUUCACCAGACCGACCCUGGCUGACAGAUGUUCAGAAGAUACAGAAGUUGCAGGAGAAAGUCUACGUGGCUCUGCAGCGCUGCCUACAAAAAGAGGGAGCAUCAGAAGAGAAACUAGCCAAGAUGGUGUCCAAGCUUCCCAUCCUGAAGUCCAUUUGCAACCUUCACAUCGACAAACUGGAGUUUUUCCGUCUGGUCCACCCUGAGACAGCAUAUACCUUUCCUCCUCUGUAUCGGGAGGUUUUUGGCAGUGAAAUCUCCUUCCCAGACUCCACAGAGGGCUAACAACGUUUAGCUAAAUAGCGGGAUUCAAACAGAGACAUUGAGGUGUAGGGAGGGGGAGAUAAUGUGGCAACCAGCUGAGGCUAAAACCAACCAGCAGCUCAAUGACAAUCCUGCACGCUACACUUUAGGACACACUCCUCUCACCGAUGAGCUCCCAGCCCCGUGGAGUAGCUCACACUGCCCUGCAAGCCAGUCCGUUCAGCUUCAGCGUAACACUAUAGGAACUGCUGCUGCAGUGCAUGUUACCUCUUUUUUAGGGACUUAUUAAAGAGUAGCCGACAUUUGUAUUCUCAAAAAUAUUUUUCUAUGAGAAGACCUUAAACCUCUCAUGAAGCUGAAUUUGACUUUCACCAUUCUCACAGUUCCUGUAAGCUAUCGUUGAAUGUAACCCCCUUUUCCCCUUUACCCUUCAGCACAGCCCUAGGCUCGAUAUAGAAUGUACAUACUUAAAAUCCUCACCCACUUUGUGGCGGUUUGCAGUAUUUGCAUUCAUUAUUUUCGGUAGCACCCAUAUUUUGCAGUUUUGUAAUGUACGAACAAACUGUUUAAAGGGACCAUGAUCAAACUCACAAACAGACAGGGUUUUUAAACUGUGUGAAUCAAGGGCAGACAUUUAGAGUGUCUGCCCCUGUGCACCUACAAACUCUUGCUUACAGAGCCCAACACAUGGCACUUAUCUUUGUAGGUAUUUUUACUAGUACACCUACAGACACUGACAUAGGUGAGCUCUUUUCUUUUUUUAUGCAAUCAGUGACCUCAGCCCUAAUACCUUUUCCCUUUGAAAACGCCACUUUGAGAGAGAGAAUCACAAAGGUAUUUUGAAAGUAUUUUCAGAUGCUCCUUUUAAUAUAUAUAUAUAUAUAUAUAUAUAUAUAUAUAUAUAUAUAUAUAUAUAUAUAUAUAUAUAUAUAUAUAUAUAUAUAUAACCUUUAGAAUCAUGUAAGAUAAGAGCAGUCAUGAGCUCAGUUCUCUAAAAAACAGAAACUGCCUGCCCAAACUUUGGGGUUCUGGGACGGAAAGAUUGUUAUUGCUGGAAAGACACUUAUGAGUCCUUGUUAGAAUCCAAAAUGAACCAUUGGCACAAGACUUUACGGGUUCACACUCAGACUGCCAUCUGUAAAACGUACAUUAAACCAGCCAGAAAUGCUAGAUACGCCCUCCCACUGUAGAUCCAGUAAGCUGGGUGAACAAGGUGCUGGGCAGCCGACCACUGUGGGGUUAUGUGCUCUCUCCGUGGAGGAACAUCUGGAACUGUCACACCUCAGGCCCCCUGUGCAGAAGAGUGCCAUGGCUCAAAACCUCCAGCAGCGUCUUAACCAGCAGAUUCAAAAGACUGGGUUUAAAGAAAGAAAAUGAACUGAGAGUUUGAUGUUGAAAUGUGACAGUUGACCACAUUCCCACCCACAUGGUUGGAUGAGGAGAGUGGACUUGUGGGUGAGGGUGUUUCUUAAGCUCCCUAGUCAUAAAUUAGAGGGGAUUUACUGUCUGCGUCAACUCUCACUGCUUCGGGUUGAGGCAGACACAGGAAGCCAAGGUGUUCUGAUUGGAGAAUUAGCUCCUCUGUUCCUUUUCCCCGCGCUCCCUUACUACCUCACCCUCUUCAAACACUACAUGGCACAGCAAAGGGUUGACAGAGCCAUCAGCUACCCCCCUGAGUUAGUAUUUCUGCUUACAUACUAGAGAUUUUCUUCAAAAACGUAACGAUUAGUGGUGAAAUUUGAAGGCCAGUGAUGACAAAACUUUCCUAAAAUAUAUUAUUAUGCUCGUAAAACUGGAUAGAAGACAAAAAGCUAAACUAAACUGCUGGAUGUACUUACUCAUCUCUGACUGCUUUUCUGUCAUUUGAGAGCAGUUCAGGUCCAGGAAGCCCUACUUAGAUACAGAUCUAUCUGAAGUAAAGUCUCUGGAGAUACGAGGGUGUGUCCAGAUGAAAUCCUUUUUACAAAGUAGGGGGGCAUAUUGGAUUUCUGUAUAUGUGUCAUUCUGCCAGUGUCCUAAAGAAGCUGCUAGAAAAGAAUAGUUGUAAUCGUUGCUGUUUUUAUCUGAAGCAUUUUAAGACAAUCACACGCCAUAUUUUGGAUGUCUGGCUCUAUUUAAUAUGUCAGCCUGGUUUGCUUUGCACUGCUGGGACAGUGCUCCUCACCAUACAUUAUCUCACAAAGUAUGAAGGGGUAUUACUCUUUGCUGGGUACGUAAAACAGUGGCAUGGUGGGAUUGUGCAAUAAGGUCUUUCCCAUUCUCAGUAUGUUGGGCCUUUGUUGCUAUGUAUUACUGUACAUUUUCGAAAGCACUCCAACACCUCGCAGCAUGACAAAUAAUGUAUAUAAUGCACCAAAUAUACAGCCAACCAACACACAGGUCAGCUCUCAGCUGACAUGAUGACCGACAGAUGACACUUACAGAUUGUAACAAAGUGCAAUACUUUGUGUGUUUGGAGUGUAAGACAUGCUGAUUUGAAAGGAUUUAGUAUACUUUAUACUUUAUGCAGGCCUAUAAGCUGUCCAGUGGGCAGCAGUGAAGAUCUGCACUUGUAUUUCCGGUUAGGGUUGUUACUCAGGGAGAUAGCUGGGCUCUCUGUCCUUCAGUGUCUGCAGUUCGUCUAUAGCUAGCAAGACACGUGGCACCAUAAUAGAAGAUCUUAAAACCUUGAUCACUGUGUACAGUACAUGUUCUUGUGAAUGUUUGACUUCAGAAGUAUCAAAGAUUUUACCCCUGUCUAAUAUCAUUAUUGCAAGACUUUUUUUUUUUUUUGAGUUUGAGUCAUAGAUUAAAUAGGAUAUUAAAAAAAAGUAAACAUAGUACAGUAAAUAUAAAAGAUGGAUUAUUAUCUCUGAAUCUUGUGUUGGUUUUGUUGUGAUCUUUUGUUUCUUAAUUUUUUAUCCCUAUGUGUACUGUUUCUUUUCUCAUCAGUUUAGUGUUCUUUAUGUCUUGGAGAGAUGUAAUUCUAUUUUUUUAAAAGAGCGUUUUUAAAGAUGUCUCCCUAAAAGUUUCUCUUGUCAUGAUCCUUGUUUAUAUGUUCACUCUAUUUUAAGAUUAUUAUUAUUAAAUCAAUAUAGAUUUUAAUAAGAAAUAAUUUAUGGUAUGUUAUGGGUAUAAAGCCCAAGAGGUUUGAACACAGUAAAGUUUUAUUGCACAAUGGUGAUACAAUAUGUGGAUUUAAGAAUGUAAUAAAAGGCUUUUUACAAUUAAGAAAAAA